CGCAAUAUUAUUGUACGUUUGGUAAAACUUUCCGCCAACUCCCAGCCAUCCGCUAUCAGUAAACGCAAUUCUACGAAAACUCCGAUAUAACAUUAAGCUGCCGUGAAAAUGCCGAGUGGCAAAAACUUUAGAAGGAGAAAGGAGUCGUCGGAUGAGGAGGAGGAGGAUGAGACAACUCGAGAAGUCAGGUUGAAAGUAGAGGAAGCUAAAGAGCUUCAGAGUUUGAGGAAACGGCAGACUGGAGUCAGUGUGACCGCACUGUUGGUUGGAGAAAAACUGCCACCAGAGGCUGAAAUUGAUAAUGACCCUUUUAAAAUGAAGACUGGAGGAGUUGUGGACAUGAAGAAAGUCAAAGACAGAAACAGGGACAUGACAGAAGAGGAGACAGACCUCAACCUGGGCACGUCUUUUUCUGCUGAAACUAACCGAAGAGACGAAGAUGCAGACAUGAUGAAAUAUAUUGAGACAGAGCUGAAAAAGAAGAAGGGUUUGGUUGAGGCAGAGGAGCAGAAGGUUAAGCAGAAGAAUGCAGAGGACCACCUGUAUGAGCUGCCCGAGAACAUCCGAGUCAAUUCAGCCAAAAAGACGGAGGAGAUGUUGUCCAAUCAGAUGCUGAGUGGGAUCCCUGAAGUCGAUCUUGGCAUUGAUGCCAAGAUAAAGAACAUCAUUUUCACAGAGGAGGCAAAAGCCAAACUUCUGGCAGAACAGAGGAACAAGAAAAAAGACAAUGGCACAUCAUUUGUACCCACCAACAUCGCUGUCAAUUAUGUCCAACACAACCGCUUCUAUCAUGAGGAUGUGAAUGCACCACAGAGGCACCACAGACACAGAGAAGAGCCCAAAGCGAGGCCGCUGCGUGUGGGAGACACUGAGAAACCAGGUCCAGAAGCUACGUCACCACCCAACUACCGCAAACGUCCAAACAACGAAAAGGCCACAGACGACUACCAUUACGAGAAGUUCAAGAAGAUGAACCGACGAUAUUGAGAAGCUGGAUUUUUUUUUUUUUCAGGAAGAAUGGUUCAACAUGAUGCCCGUCUUUAUAGAGACUGACUCCUUUAGAUUAGUGCACUGGAUUCCAAAGACAGUCCUUUGUAAACAUUGUAAAUAGCUCCCUGCGGUAAUCUGUAUACAGUACAUUUGCUUUGGGAUGUCCACAACAUUCAAGUUAUCGUGUGGUUCAGGAUCGCCUGAUGACCAAGCAAUCAGUCAGAUUAGACCAGGAUCUUACAUCAGAGAUGUGGCUUUAUUAGUUCACUUUGUUAGAUUUGUAGUUGUAGAAUUUCGUGAAUAGGACUUUCAACAUGUUUUGAUUAAAAACGUAAAACCACAA
Messenger RNA from Acanthopagrus latus (yellowfin seabream), 1333 nucleotides. It is a transcript of the gene c5h9orf78, whose product is annotated as chromosome 5 C9orf78 homolog. The transcript has 9 exons. Gene Ontology annotation, cellular component: spliceosomal complex. The record is from RefSeq and is a predicted model, not a curated record. The coding region runs from base 109 to 987 and encodes 292 amino acids. Gene Ontology annotation, biological process: mRNA splicing, via spliceosome. NCBI's taxonomy places the organism in Eukaryota, Metazoa, Chordata, Actinopteri, Spariformes, Sparidae.